Molecule: messenger RNA, 2145 nt
Organism: Haliotis rufescens (red abalone)
Lineage: Eukaryota; Metazoa; Mollusca; Gastropoda; Lepetellida; Haliotidae
Product: doublesex and mab-3 related transcription factor 3, truncated-like
Exons: 4
Coding region: 158-1636 (492 amino acids)
Biological process (GO): sex differentiation; regulation of transcription by RNA polymerase II
Cellular component (GO): nucleus
Molecular function (GO): DNA-binding transcription factor activity, RNA polymerase II-specific; protein binding; RNA polymerase II cis-regulatory region sequence-specific DNA binding
Source: RefSeq, a predicted model, not a curated record
AUCUUCUACAAGCAAGGAUGUUUGAACAGAAGAACGAUGAACUUCCUGAGAUCGAGGGACGGGGCGAGGAAAAUGUCGGCUAACAAGCUGCAUUGUCUCGAUACAAAAGUCAUCUAAAAUAUGAGAGGUAUGAGACAGUGGAUCGACUUUUUUUUAAAUGCGAGGAAGAUAUCCGUAUCUUCUUAACCACGCCGAGUCUUUUCCUUCGAGGCUAAGCAAGAAGCUAAGGAUUAUAUUAUUCAUAUACAAGAUGAGCGAGGGCGAGACUGACACCACCUGUCUAGACUCGCAGAGUGACGAGUAUUUGGAUAUAGAGGACAUUGAUGAUGGCGACGGCGACGUUGACGGUGACGUUGACGGUGACGUUGACGGUGACGACAUCGACGACGAAGAUCUGACCAACAAAUCCGUUGGCGAAGCCGGUGGCAAAUCUUCAUCCUUCCCCCAACGCCGAAUGCUGAGGACGCCAAAGUGUGCUCGUUGUCGUAAUCACGGUGUCGUGUCGUGUCUGAAGGGGCACAAGCGUUACUGCAGAUGGCGGGACUGCCAGUGCUCCAACUGCCUCCUGGUGGUGGAGCGACAACGAAUAAUGGCGGCACAAGUAGCUCUACGAAGGCAUCAGGCCACGGAGAUGACGGGACAGAUGAAGGCCAAGGUGAAGAGUGCCGCCUCUCUGCUGCAGCAGCGGAAACUCCUGCAGAGGAACCUCCGGAGUCUGCAGCAGCACUCCCUGUCCCGCGACAUCCUCACCAGUUACCGUGCCCGACUACACGCACUUCCCCAACCGGAGUCCCUCCGUACCAUGGUACCCUAUAUGAACGAGAGGAUGAGGAAGAGGAGGUGCUUCGCUGACAAGGAGUUAGAGCUUGUCAUGCUGGAAAGAGAGAGACAGGCAGAAAUCGUAAAGAGUCGUGAAGCAGGGGAGACAACCCCCAUCCGGAAUAUAGAGCUGUCCAAAUCACGUCUUCUCGUAGGCAAUAUGACGCCACGAGAGUUUCUUCAGAGAAUUUUCCCAACUCACAAUCCCAAUGUGCUGGAGUUGGUUUGGCAAGGCUGCGGUGGUGAUCUUGAACGGGCAAUAGAACAGUUGGCCUCUGGAUUAAAAUCAGAGGCUCUUGCUCCAGUUAGGCAGCAUCAAGCUCUAGCGGCGAAAAUGAUGCCAUAUCAGUUUCCUGUGCCAAUGAUAGGAUUAAAAGCUCCCCCUCCAGAACUAAUUCCUAACGUCCAUAUGCAGAACUCUCUAUGUGCAAUGAACUUCCCACCAUGGGCGCUUCAAAUGAAUAUGGCGGCUGGUGUGUUCCCAGCAUGCCCCACAGUACAGAUGCACACGGCACAAAGUUCGGGCCGGAAGUCAGAGACGAACCACGUGGACAUGAGGAAAGCUAUAAGUACAGAAGAUUUGAUUGCUCGACGAUCUGCCUUUCAGUCCCUACUCCCAACUCCGUCUCAGUCCUGUGUGUCCUCGGACUCUGUUUCCGUCCUCAGUGACAGUAGUUCCCCCAGUCCCCACAGUCCUCACAGUCCACAUAGCCCACACAGUCCGGCCUCAUCAAGUGACGAGGCGGGGGAUGUGUACACGAAGAUAGUGAAAGCGGCGCCUCUGAAAUUCUCGGUGGAAUCUAUAAUAGGAAAAUGACGUGCUGAGGACCCCGUUGUCCUGCGGUUGUGAUAAAUGAUGGUCUGCAUGUUGGAUAGAUCUGAGAGACCACAACUUUUUGCCCAAGUGGAUACUAUAUCCGACCAAUGCAAUUGUCCCUUAUAACAACAAUCCUACAAUCAAUAAGCUGAAAAGUAAUGUUUUCUGGACGAAUUCUAAGAGUUAGAUUAUUCUUCAUCAAAUAUCAGAACAGAUUGUUAAUCCAUUGCAGCUCGUGAUUUCUUUAUUUUUAUUGCAUGAAUAAAACAAUCCAUUACAAUUGUGUAACACAUCCGUUAAUCUGUCUCUAUUGUCAAAACAUCAGUACGGACAUUUUUUGGAAGAUAUGAAAGACAUCGACAGCACACAGCCAUUUAGUGCCUCCCGUCGACAUUUCAAAGCGUGUUUAGUGUACAUAUAUGUUUCUGUUGUAUAUAUCUUGCCUUGUGUACAUGCGUCAGUUUUAUCUUGCAUAAAAAGUUACCUUGAACAGAUUCGUCAAUGUUCUC